CUAACGGAAGGUGACGGGGCGAGUGACAAGUAAGCGGCGGGGGGGGGAGGGAGAGGGACUGCGGUAUGAACGGGUUUUACGACGAAUUUGUACGCGCAUCGCGCCUCGUCAACUGUCGCCAAUUGACCGAGCCGUCAAUUGAACACGAUCUGGUGGUCACUUAAGGAGCUUUUGUACGCGCGGAUCCCCGCGAAGGGGCGUUGGACGCGGUGAGGAGGUCGUCGUGAGGUUGCGGUGAGAAAGAGAUGAUGAUGAUGACGAUGGUGAUGCCGCGGGCGAUAAAUAGUCGCGACUCGGUCCCCAGGCGAACUGUCCACGAAUACAGAUAAACAAUGUUGACGUGAAUCACGGCGAAAGCGCAAUUAAUCGCGCGUUCGGGACGGGUGAGCGAGUGAGAGAUACAGGAGAACGAUGUUACUCCGCCUGUGUGUUAGAUAAGACGUGCUAAUCGCCGCUCGCCAGAACGCCGCCCCAGGAGCAAUGGACGAUGAACAGCCGGCGAGGGAGGCCACCAAGAUCUGCGGUGUCUGCGGCGACCGCGCGCUCGGCUACAACUUCAACGCCGUCUCCUGCGAGAGCUGCAAGGCCUUCUUCAGGAGGAACGCGCUGAAGAAUAAGGACUUUAGAUGCCCUUUUACGCAAAACUGUAACAUUACACCUGUAACCAGACGCUUUUGUCAAAAAUGCCGUUUGGACAAAUGCUUCAGUAUUGGUAUGCGCAAGGAUUAUAUUAUGUCUGAAGAGGACAAAGUCCUAAAGCGUAAGAAGAUCGAGAAAAAUCGCGCGACAAAACGAUCUCAAUCCGAUAAUGCCAAAGCAUCAAAGAUCAAAAAAGAUUCUGUAGAUGACUGUACGUUUGAAGACACAUCGGUAUCGGUUAAUUCAGUCGCAUCAACAGAGACGUAUUUUUGGGAAUCAGACAGAAAAUACACAGAUCUAGACGGUAACAGGCAGAAUGUUGUCGAGAGUAUGAGCCCAGUGACAGCAGCUAGUGUACCUAGUCCUUCGAGUCCACCGGAGAGUACGAAUAUCGCUGAAACGAAGACGUUGGACAUGCUGAAGGAUUCCACUCAUGGUUCGAAGCCUAAUCUUGCAAGCCGCGUGAAAUCAUUCACCGAUUUCAAUAUGGCACCUCCUGAUACAGGAAAUAAUAAGAAUACACCAUCAAAUUCAGCGGAAUACGAGCAAAAUUCGCUAGAAUUAAGUCCCGAAUUUGUAAAUGUUAAUAGCGAAUUGUCGAGUUACAGUCCUUCGUUUGACGAAAAUACGGCCAAUUACUCCAAAUUUGAGCAAAGCAACGAGCAAAAUUCCUUGGUGUACGUUGAUUGUGCAUCGAAUAGUGGAACGAGUCGACCUGAUUCGAGUUCACAAGCACAACUCGUGAAGGAAGACAUAACAAUAUGUCAGAAACCGAAGGAGAUGUGUUCGAGCGGAAAUAAUUUAGUCGCCAAGUUCAAGCAAAAUCCCAAUCUGUUUACAAAAUUCGUCAAUAAUCCAAAUUUAAUCGCCAAGAUACUUCAGGAUCAAAGGGUAGUAAUGAAGAUUAUGACGGACCCUGAUAUGGCCACGUGUUUGGCAACGGAUCCGCAUAUCAUACAAUUUUUAGAGGAAAAUGAUGCAACUGAUGCGAGUAACAGGCGUGGUGACAACAAAACAGGAAGUCAGUUUCAGAAAGAAACUUCGCGGAAUAAUGAUAGCUCGAGCAAUAUUACCAGAUAUACGCCAAAAUCCAAAAGUAGUCACGUCGAAAAUCCGAUCCUGACAGGUUUAAUUAAUCCUAACACGGAUGAAUGCAAAAAUCAAAAUGUAGAACCUAGCAUAAGUACAGAUUGGAAUAAAAAUACAGCCGAUGUUACCAGAGAUAUUCUUCAAGAUGUUCAAAGAAUACCUAUCGCUGCCAAUUCUAUAGAGUCUAUCUUAUGCGAAGCCAUCAAGUUGGAAUAUUCAGCAUUUUCUAGUUUCGGGGGUAAUCAAAUCAGUAGAGAAUUGAAUGAUUCCGAAAGAGCGAAAUUAAACGAACUGAUAGUUGCCAAUAAAGCAUUAUUAGCUCCACUAGAUGAUGACAUAACAAAUUUGGUUGGCGAAGAAUGUAAAUUUAAGAAUAAUUCUGGACAAUCUGAUCCAAUGUUAUUGGAUGUUAUAAAUUUAACAGCGAUAGCGAUUAGACGCUUGAUAAAGAUGUCCAAGAAAAUAAACGCCUUCAAAAAUAUGUGUCAAGAGGAUCAGUUAGCUUUACUGAAAGGCGGUUGUACGGAAAUGUUGAUUCUAAGAUCAGCCAUUAAUUAUGAUCCAGAUAAAGAUAUGUGGAAAAUACCUCAUAGCCAAGAGAGUAUGUCCAAUAUCAAAGUUGACGUUUUGAAGGAAGCAAAGGGAAAUUUGUAUGCCGAGCACGCUAGAUUCGUUAGAACAUUCGAUCCCCGAUGGCGGGAUGAAAACAUUAUUCUAAUUUUAAGCGCUAUCACUUUGUUUACUCCCGAUAGACCGAGGGUCGUGCAUAGUGAUGUUAUUAAAUUGGAGCAGAAUUCAUACUAUUAUCUUCUCAGACGAUAUCUGGAAAGUGUUUAUCCUGGUUGUGAAGCCAAGUCCACAUUUCUCAAGUUAAUACAGAAGAUUUCUGAACUCCAUAAAUUAAAUGACGAAGUUGUGGGAGUUUAUUUAAAUGUCAAUCCAUCCAGUGUAGAGCCACUGCUUAUAGAAAUAUUCGACUUAAAGCACUGAUGAUUAAUUUAUAGAGUCAUGCAUUUUCAUUUUGUUUAUAUAAUAAGAAAACAAACUAAAAAACUAAGAAAACUGCAUUCUUGCUAAAAUAUAUUUGUAAUAGUAUUGUAAGUAAAAAAUUGAUAGUAGUAUCAUUGUUGCAAAAAUUCACACAAAUCUGAUUAUGAUAAGUAAAAUUGAAUUUCUCUGCCUCUGUAUAAAUAUACAUAGCAAUACAAUUUUAAAUAUUUGCGUGAUGGAACAAAAAGACUUCAUACACAUAUAAAAGAUAUAGAGAAUAUAAAAAUAGUUUGAUACAGUAUCAAGAAUGUGUAGAAAUUACAACAGAAAAAAUCAAGCAAAUAUAUAAUGUAGACAUCUCAUGAUGAUAAGUGAAAAGUAGUGAUAACAAUAUGAAUGACAAUUUAAUAGUUCUCAUUGCAGAUCAAUUUGAAAUAUAAUGUUGAUUGAAUGCUAAGAAUGGGGUAAAAAUAUCAUAUUUAAUGAUAGCAAUAUUUCGCUUCAUAUUAGAUAUGUAAUGUUAUAUCAGUAAACAUAUUCCACAGAAUAUCCUUUAAAUUUUAUAUCAUUCUCUUCGCAUACUGAGAAUAAGUGUACAACGACAGCAUAAUAAUUCCUAGGUGGCUGUUUGACACAUGUUUUUUCUCGGGGGAUAGUUAAAUCUAUAUUAAAAAUAUAUAUUUUUUUUAAAAAUGUCAAAUUUUACAUUUUAAAUAAUUAUACGUUAUUUAUAUGACAAGGCCUGUGAAUUCUCACAAAUCUAUAUUAUGUACAUAUAAAAUUAUAAGUGUUGUUAAAAGUUUGUGCUUUAAAGGAUGUAUUGAGAAAAUGAGAUUUCAAUGCAAAUCUGACUAUGAAUUGUGGUGAUUAUAAAUUUUAGCUAUAAACGGAAUAAGAGGAAUAUUAUGAUAUUUGUGUGCAAGUGUUGUGUGUACGCAUGUUACUGUUGCAAUGUACAUGAGAUAAAUAUUGUGAUACAUCCUGAUAUAAAUAUAUUUUUCAAAGAUAUAUUACGUGCCAUAUGUAAUUUCAUGUUGACAAUGAAUUCCUUGGGAUCUCCAAAUAAAGUUUUUUUCAUAUUAU
Molecule: messenger RNA, 3801 nt
Organism: Camponotus floridanus (Florida carpenter ant)
Lineage: Eukaryota; Metazoa; Arthropoda; Insecta; Hymenoptera; Formicidae
Gene: Hr96
Product: nuclear hormone receptor HR96
Exons: 6
Coding region: 481-2718 (745 amino acids)
Biological process (GO): positive regulation of transcription by RNA polymerase II; cell differentiation; negative regulation of transcription by RNA polymerase II
Molecular function (GO): RNA polymerase II cis-regulatory region sequence-specific DNA binding; nuclear receptor activity; zinc ion binding
Source: RefSeq, a predicted model, not a curated record